AUGGCCAACGAGUUCCUUCGACAACAAGCAAACACAAUGGCACCGACAAGUUUUAGUAUGAAGUCCAUGCAACGAAACUUGCCACAAACAUCCGCAUCAAGUAUGGCAAUGAAUUGGUCGCAAGAGUUUCAACCGAGACAAAACCAACUAGCUACACAAUGGACCCAACAGUACACCGCUGGUACCACAUCCCAAGGAAUGGAAUCCGCGUGGCGUCAAGCUAUGCCUCUCUCCUCUGCUUCAAUUGCUCAUCCCCAAGAUUCUGGAAUGUGGUCUUCUGAAUAUCUUGACACCGUUGACACUUCCCUCCAACAAGGCAGCAACGCUUGGGCGGAUGACUUUUUGGGAAAUCAGGACCCAAUGGAGAAAGUGUGGGAUGGUCAGCAGGCAUUUGAACAGCGAUGGGAAGAGAUUAAGAGGGAUAUGGAGAAGGAGGAGACGAUUCAGAAUGUCGCUGGAUAUGUUUAUCAGGUAUGUUUCAUAUUUGUGAACUGGGCUGGCGUCAAGGCUGCGCAAGUCGAGGCCGCGGCCGGGCUUGGCUCAAGCCGUGAGUGGGUUACCAUGGAGUCAAUUAGUUCACAGCCUUGCCGGGAGCAUAAUUCGGUUCAAACUUUGAAUAUGGCUUGA
Messenger RNA from Caenorhabditis briggsae, 627 nucleotides. The transcript has 2 exons. NCBI's taxonomy places the organism in Eukaryota, Metazoa, Nematoda, Chromadorea, Rhabditida, Rhabditidae. Bases 1 to 627 code for a protein of 208 amino acids. The record is from RefSeq and is a predicted model, not a curated record.